This is a messenger RNA of Vitrella brassicaformis, 1126 nucleotides long. The record is from the annotation of a GenBank genome assembly. Lineage: Eukaryota; Vitrellaceae.
GUCUCAUUUCUUGCCCCCCUUGGCAGCCUGGACUGCAUCAAUCCUCCUCUGAAACUCGGCAUCCUGCUUCUCCAGCCUGCUCUCAAAAUCUGCCGUCAGUUUGGCCUGCCACGCCUGCAGGGAGGCCUCCACGCUCUCAGAUGCACUCAGGCCGCUCUCCUGCAGCCACACACAGAGGGGCGGCCACAUCCACAAGGCAGAGAGAGACACCACCUGACUGCAUCCACGAGUGUCUGCUCACUCUCUUGUCAGCUGCUGGUGCCGGCACGUCUGUGGGGAAGUCCUCCACAUUGGGAACCUGCGUCUCGGCCGCUGGUCGUUUGGCGAACACACCGACAGGAACUGACAGAGGGACAGACACACAGAGAGAGAGGGCCACGCAAUCAGACUGAGCGAGCCAUUUCAUCCAUCAUACCUUUCAGCAGCGCCUUGAUUGCUUCCACCUGCGCCUCGUCCGUGACCACAUCCUUCUCCUCAAACGCCACCACAGGCGGCAUUGCCGGCAUGAGGCUCCUCGCAGGCACCACACGCACCUCCUCCCUCGUCACAUACACAUACUGAUACAGCUUGAAGUGCCGAAAGAAAGUGUCCAGCACGUAGUUGGUGACGUCUUUGACGUCCUGGGUCGAGAAGACACCCACAGACCAGGGCGGCCGCUGCACGCUGUGCCGCAGCAGGAGGGCUUUGAACAGGUCAAAGGCGGCGUGGAUGUCCAGCCGCGUCCUGACUGUCUGCCGAAAGAGAUGCGCCAUCAACGAGCAGAGGGCCGACUGUUUGCGGUCGCUGAAGCCGCUCUCCAGGCAGAAGAGAUAGUUGUUGAGGUGAAAGUCGGACAGAAUCUCCUUCCGAAACCCCUCCUCCGCCUCGACGUUGAAAACCCGGUCCAGCACAUGCCUUGCAUAGUCUCGUGUGCCCUUGCCUGCCAUGGUGGCCAGGUCGGUCCUCGUCAGGUCCUUGAAUGUGAAGAACUCCCCCUUGCUCAGCCCCAGCGCCGGCUGCGUUGUCUGCGGCAUCCUGGCAAUGCAGACUGAGCCACAAACUCGCCUGAACAGCGCAAUGAACGGAAGGGCAACACGACCAACAGUGCAGAAAGAUCAGCUGCCCUGAGAUUGUUGCAUGGUUUCCC